Molecule: messenger RNA, 2069 nt
Organism: Sebastes umbrosus (honeycomb rockfish)
Lineage: Eukaryota; Metazoa; Chordata; Actinopteri; Perciformes; Sebastidae
Product: polymeric immunoglobulin receptor-like
Exons: 10
Coding region: 456-1547 (363 amino acids)
Cellular component (GO): plasma membrane
Molecular function (GO): transmembrane signaling receptor activity
Source: RefSeq, a predicted model, not a curated record
UAAUCACAUGCAGUUUGGGGCAAGUCAUAGUCAAGUCAGCACACUGACACACUGACAGCUGUUGUUGCCUGUUGAACUUGAGUUUAUAUGAGUUUAUAUGACGAAUAAGUACACUCAAAUAGCAUUUAUUAUUUCAUCAUACACAUUUCUAAUUGAAUGAAAGAAAAAAAAAAUAACCGUUUAAUUCAGAUCUGCACAUCUCUCUCUUCUUUCUUACCCAGAGGCCAGAAGCUAAGAGUGAUGUGGACGUGAUGUACAGCUCUGUGGUUACCGUAGAACAACAAACUGUGCAAAGGUUAUAUAUUUAUAUAUAAACAUCAUCCAAUCAACUGCAACUGUUGGAGGGGGAGGAGAAAUGUGUUGCAGUUGUAUAUUUACUAAAAUGAGGAAAUAGAAAGUCAGUCUGUCAGUGCCUUGGUUCAUGUAGUUUUAUCUGACUCUGCUCACUCACCAACAUGACUGUUCAUCUCAGCUUUCUUCUCAUCAUCACUGGACUCACAGGAAUUCACACCAUAAUAACAGUCAGUAAAGUGUCAGUGAAGGCUGGAGAUUCAAUCUCCAUCCCAUGUCUCUAUGGCUCACAGUACAUGAACCAUGUGAAAUACUUGUGUAAAGGAUAUUAUUGGGAUUACUGCUCUAUUGCAGUUAAAACAAACCAACCAAGGAGUUCAGGAAAGUUUUCAAUCUCAGAUGACAAAGAGCAAAGAAUCUUCACUGUGACUAUAAAAGAUCUGACGGAUGAGGACAUUGAUUACUGGUGUAAUGUGGAGAUUACUAAUGGGCCAGAUGUCGGAGAGUAUUUUCACCUGUCAGUCAACAGAGAUACGCCCAGUCUCUAUGUGGAUCAUCAGGAGAUUACAGGAUUUAAAGGAGGUAAUAUAACCAUCAAUUGCCACGGUAACUCAGGAGAAAUUGCGUGGUGUAGGCCGGGCGUCUACUGUGUGACAACGUCGUCUGGAUCAAUAGAUGGAACAAGAGUAACCAUCAAUGCAAAUGUCCCCAAUGUUUUCACUGUGACUAUGAGUGGACUGAGGACAGAGAGCAGCGGCUGGUAUUGGUGUCUUAAAGGAGACUUACAGAUGCCAGUACAUGUAACUGUUACUGAGCAACCUACCACUAACAAACCAUCUACCACAGUUCAGGGUGAACAGCACAGCCGCAGUGUUCCAGUGGACCUGAUGCACUUCAUCAUCCCUUUGAGUUUGCUGUUCUUUGUUGUAAUGGUGACAUUGUGCAUCUGGUUUAUGUUUAAAAGACACAAGCGGACCAAAGCAGAAUCAUCUGCCACAACAACGGCUCAAGAGGAAGUAACAUACAGUAUUGUUAAGAAAAAGAGAAGAACUUCAGCCCCGGCUGAAGAGGAAGUAACAUACAGCAAUGUUACGCACAUGAGAAAAACUUCAGUUAAGAGAUCAGAAGCUAAGAGUGAUGUGGACGUGAUGUACAGCUCUGUGGAUACUGUCAAACAACAAACUGUGCAACCGGUUGAAGCAAAAGAUGAGGAUGUAACAUAUAGCAGGUUGGCCCAGAACCAGCAAAACCUGUAACCCCAUGUUAACCCUACAUCUUAUCUGCCUGUCUAUCACUGGACUCUUUUCUUAGAUGAUAGUGUUGCAAUGUGUUGCCAUCUGUUCUUUGGUUUUGCAACAACUUCUUACUUAUUUUUAAUGUUGAGGGUUAACACCUCCUCCUCUUUUAUUCUCCUCUGCAUAGCUGCAAAAUGUUUCACACAAGUGCUGAACUGGGCCUGGUUUCCCAAAAGCAUCUUAAAGCUAAGAUGUUUGCAAUAUCUAUCUUACGACCCUGCUUAAGCUGAAGAUGUGUUUCCCAAAAACUUCGACAAAAGCGUUCCAGUCUUAGCAAUGAUCCUAUCGACUCGUAGGAGGUUAAAGAGCAUCUUAAGAAGCUUCAGAACCUGCAGGAGGAACAAAAAUAACAUGUUUCAUUGAAGUUUUUAUUGUUUUUGUUCAUUAUAGUCUGUACUAUAUUGAACAGUGAUGUUGUCUAAGUGAAGUUAAAUGUAAAAUGAAGGAUAAUGUUUAAAAUAAAAAAUAAAAAAAUUAAAUGAA